Messenger RNA from Candidula unifasciata, 381 nucleotides. The record is from the annotation of a GenBank genome assembly. NCBI's taxonomy places the organism in Eukaryota, Metazoa, Mollusca, Gastropoda, Stylommatophora, Geomitridae.
AUGGAAUCCAUUGUCUGGAUCAAAGACGGAGAACCGCUUCUGCAAGGAAAAGAUAACAGAUACAGCGUCCACUCGUCCGUAACAUUGAAUGGUCAGAAUUCCGGGGUCGUCAGCAGCAGAUUGGAGGUCAAGGACACAAGAACGGACGAUUCUGGCCUUUACCUGUGCAGAUCCACAGAACGUAUUCAAAUGGCUGGGGUGAAGGUUGAAAUACAAGGUACUCACAAUUUUAAAAGAGCUGAUAUCAGAAAGUUGGGAGAUUCUCAUGAAUUUUCUGAACCUCCCAAUUCAGGAUCACAAAGAACAACUUUAUCAUGGACCCAUCCUUUCUGUGUACUUUUUGUUUUGUAUCACAUUGUCAGUGUAUGCUACCGCGUGUGA